Messenger RNA from Funneliformis geosporum, 455 nucleotides. The record is from the annotation of a GenBank genome assembly. NCBI's taxonomy places the organism in Eukaryota, Fungi, Glomeromycota, Glomeromycetes, Glomerales, Glomeraceae.
AUAAAGUUAGGCAAUUAUACAAUGUAAUAUCCGACCUUGAUGAUUUACAUAAGAUCGGAUAUUGUCAUAAGGAUAUCCAUAGUGGGAAUAUUUUGCAAGAUAAAUUAUAUUCUCAUAUUUCAGAUUUUGGAAUAUCAGGACCAGUAAAUAAGCAAAAAUCUGGUGAUCAAAAAGUAUAUGGAGUAUUACCAUAUAUCGCUCCAGAAGUAUUUAACAAUGAAUUAUAUACUUUUGCUGCUGAUAUCUAUAGUUUUGGAGUGAUUAUGGUCGAAUGGUCAUCUGGAAAUCCUCCAUUUCAUGAUAGAAAACAUGACUUAUUUUUAGCCUUAGAAGUUUGUAAGGGACUUCGUCCAGAAUUCGGUAAAGGAACUCCCGAAUUCUAUAAGAAAUUAGCCAAUAAAUGUAUGAAUGCUGAUCCGAAUCAAAGACCAACAGCUAAGGAAUUAAUCGAAUGA